Messenger RNA from Colletotrichum tamarilloi, 198 nucleotides. RefSeq lists its product as uncharacterized. The transcript has a single exon. The coding region runs from base 1 to 198 and encodes 65 amino acids. Lineage: Eukaryota; Fungi; Ascomycota; Sordariomycetes; Glomerellales; Glomerellaceae. The record is from RefSeq and is a predicted model, not a curated record.
AUGCGGCACAUUUCACCGGCUCAUACGACUUCACUUGGAUCAAGGAGAAAAUCCGAAACGUGGGCGAGCAACGGGCAGUCCUUGUGGACGUCGGCGCCGGAAAUGGUCACGUCGCCAAGGCCAUAUUGCAGGAAAUCUGAUACAUCCCAGUGGAACGCGUUGUUCUCGAAGAUAAAGAGGACGUGCUCAAUCAUGUAG